GCGCUGCAAGGAUGACAAUCCUGUGUUGAUCGGUGUGGGCCUCGGUUAGUUCGGAAGCUCCAGUCGACUGUCAUCUCUGCACUCUUCAUUUUUGUCGUAUUUCGUCCCAUUGGUAAGCAAACUCUUCACCAUGUACCAUCGGGAAUGUCUUCAGAGGAGUGAGUGCCAAUGAAUAAUAUAUUUUGUUAUUUUAUUUAGGCUCGAUCUCUCAGAUACAUUGUGGUGGGUCUCAACGAGUUUUAUACGUCAAAGAAAUGUCCGGAUUGCCACCGGUUUGUGGCCCAAGUCACCCUUCGAGAACUCUUCUGCCCCCACUGUGGACGGUAUCGCCACAGAGAUGUGAUGGCGGCCGAAAACAUGUCCAACAUUGCCCGAGAGUACCUAUUACACCAGGAACGAUCACUCUAUCUUCACCCCGUCACGGCAGAUGGUAGAUACCCAUGGAUGGAGUCAAGAAGUCCAGGGCAAGAGAUGGCCGAAGGGGCGAUUGUUGGAACCAGCGCCA
Molecule: messenger RNA, 505 nt
Organism: Gamsiella multidivaricata
Lineage: Eukaryota; Fungi; Mortierellomycota; Mortierellomycetes; Mortierellales; Mortierellaceae
Exons: 1
Coding region: 255-434 (59 amino acids)
Source: RefSeq, a predicted model, not a curated record